GAGCGCGGUUUUCUUCGGCAACGUGGAAAACUAUAUAAAAGCAACAAGUCUCAGAUCAGUUGAGUCAGUCUUCCUGCGGAAGCAGCGUGCGGUUGGACAAGUUUGCGAAUUCGGAAGUAGUUAAAACAUUGGCAACAGUUGUUCUGUAGUAAUGUGAAUUGGUGGGAGCUAGUGUGACUAUAACUACGACGACGACGUCGAAGACAGCCCCCUGUACAUUAUAGGGCAGUGGAUGGGUGAAAAUGGAGCAAAGCAAUCAAAAGUUCCAUCACCUCUCGGUGCUGUUGUUUAUGGCGGCCAAGCUGUGCUGUCUGCAGAUGUCGAUCGGGGCAACACUAAGCCUCCUACGGCAACCACAUGCUGCUAGUUGCGAUUGUGUGCGAAUUAGUGAUGGUGACAAUAACAAUAACAGUUUGAACGGUAGCUGGAACUAUCCGAACGUAGCUAAUGGUGGACGAAAAGGUUCCGAGUUUUCCACCGGGCAAACUGAUGUGCCAAUUGGAUUCCUCGCAGGCUAUGUUCACUCGAAGGUCAUUCUCGGAGCCCUGUUGCUGGCCAUCGAAAACAUCAACAACGAUUCGUCGCUGCUUCCGGGAAGGAGAAUCAAACUGAAACCCGUCGAUAUUGGGGCGCAGAAAUCGUUGAAAGCUUUUCCAAUAAGGAAAAUGACAGAGAUGCGCGACGAAGGGAUUGUGGCCUUUAUCGGUCCUGAUGAAACAUGCACCACUGAAGCUUUGGUUGCUUCUGCUUGGAACAUUCCCAUGAUUUCAUAUAAAUGCGCCGAUGCUGCCGUUUCCGACAAAACUGUGUACAGUAGCUUCGCCAGAACAUUGCCGCCGGCUACGAAGGUGUCCAAAAGUGUAGUCUCUCUGUUAACGGCUUACAAUUGGCAUAGCUUUUCCAUAGUUGCUGGAAAACAUCCCGCAUGGAGCAUGGAAAUCGCACAAGCCAUAAAGGUUCAAGCGGAAUCAAAUAACUUGACCGUUAAUCAUUUCCGAGAAUAUUCUGAUUACAUUCCAUCGAAAAUCUACAAAUUGCAAAAUAUUGUGGAUGAAACAUAUCAUACCACUAGAAUUUACGUUUUUGUUGGAGACUAUAUAGAGAUGGUCGAUUUUGUGCGCUGUUUGCAGAAUAAAUAUCUACUCAGCAAUGGAGACUAUAUGGUGGUAUCGAUAGAUGACGAAGUAUAUGAUCCCAGCACAAAACGUAAUAUCUAUCAAGAGUACUCAGACUUCUACCAAAAAUAUGCUCGCAACUCCAAAGAAACGGUUGCCAAUAGAAAGCGCUACAGCUUCAAGGAUAUUCAAGAGCGACUGCAGGAAGCGUUCCUUUCGGUGCUACGCAUCUCACCUCUGUUUCCUAUGAAUCCUCAGUACAAAAAAUUGUGUCAUCAAAUAAAAUUAUACGCGAGACAGGAGCCUUUCCGAGUACCGUUACCUAUCAAUCCGAAGAUUUACCAAGAAAUUCAGGUACCGAUCUAUGCUGCCCAUCUGUACGACGCGGUGCUCAUCUAUGCCCGGGCAGCAACCGAAGUCAUCCAAGCUGGAGGAAGCCUGCACGAUGGAAGACUGAUUAUGCGCCAUAUUUUAAAUCGCUCGUACCAUUCGAUCCAGGGGUUCGAUGUCUACAUCGAUGAAAAUGGUGAUGCCGAAGGAAAUUUCACGGUUAUCGCCUUGCAGAAAGACGAGAAAGUGAAUAAUUCUCUCAACAAGUCGAUGCAACCGGUGGGCAUGUUCGUGUACAGCAGUAACGGCACCAAUCUACCGGAGUUCAAAUAUUUGAGCUCGCUGCGACCAAUCAUGUGGGUGAAGGGCCGACCCCCGUUGGCCGAGCCUCCGUGCGGAUUUCAUGGUGAGAAAUGUCGAUUGAUAACACGUGACUGGCGGUACAUUACUGGCAUCAUGAUGGGCACGCUGUUUAUCACGAUAUUUGCUGUUAUUCUAUUCAAACAUUAUCGAUACGAACAAACAUUGGCGUGCCUCCUGUGGAAGGUGGAGAUGAAGGAUGUCACAAUUAUAGGCUCGCCGGAGUUAAUGUACGGUAAUGAUACAAAAAAGAAGUUGACACAAGUUUGCAGGCAAAGUAUUCUCGCAAAUGGUUCAGACACAUCAAAACGUGCCUUUACAAACAUUGGUCUGUACCGAGGCAACAUAGUUGCGAUCAAAUAUCUGCACAAACGAUCCGUAGACAUCACAAGGACCAUCUGUAAAGAACUGAAACAGAUGCGCGAACUGCGGCAUGAAAAUAUAAUCACAUUCAUCGGUGCCUCCGUUGACCAAGGCGUUGUUGCCAUCUUAACGAGCUACAGCGCCCGCGGAAGUCUCGCCGAUGUUCUGGCCAAUGAGGAUCUCAGCCUGGAUCACAUGUUCGUAUCGUCGUUGGUGAGUGAUAUUGUGAAGGGGCUCAUUUAUCUGCAUGACAGUGACAUUGGAUCGCACGGCAGUCUUCGUUCCACUAAAAUAUUGAUCGACUCACGAUGGGUGGCACAAAUAUCGGACUUUGGACUGCACGAAUUCAAAUCCGGACAAGAAGAACCUAACAAAUUCGAUAAAGAAUUACGCCGCAGUCUAUGGAAAGCUCCAGAAAUUCUACGCAACCCAAACACUCCAAGUCGAGGUUCUCAGAAAGGUGAUGUUUACUCAUUUGGGAUAGUUCUUUAUGAAAUUGUCGGAAGAAAAGGACCAUGGGGAGAAAUCAAUCUAAACUUUCAAGAAAUCAUUGCUCGUGUUAUUUCACCGCAAAACUAUGGAAUAUUUAGACCACCUUUACGUGGAUUAGAUGCUGCAGACUAUGUCAUUCAAUGUUUGCAAGCAUGCUGGGAAGAGGAACCUGAAGAUCGUCCAGACAUUCGUUUUGUACGCGUCAAAUUGAAGCCAAUGCAAGCUGGAUUGAAGCCUAACAUUUUCGAUAACAUGCUUGCUAUCAUGGAGAAAUAUGCGUAUAAUCUUGAGGGAAUUGUUCAAGAGCGUACCAAUCAGCUAACAGAGGAGAAAAAGAAAACAGAGUCUCUUCUUUUAAGAAUGUUACCCAGAAGCGUAGCGGAAUCUUUGAUGCGCGGAGAGCGUGUUGAAGCAGAAUGUUUCGAUUGUGUUACUAUUUUCUUCAGCGAUCUUGUCGGUUUUACGGAGCUGUGUGCUCAGAGCAAUCCGUUUGAAGUGGUGGAAAUGCUGAAUGAUUUGUACACGUGCUGCGAUUUUAUCAUUUCUAGCUACGACGUAUACAAAGUAGAAACGAUUGGAGAUGCAUACAUGGUCGUUUCGGGAUUACCAAUACGGAACGGGGAUCGUCAUGCCGGGGAGAUCGCUUCAUUGGCUCUACAUUUAUUGAAUUCUCUGUCGAAUCUGGAAAUACGCCACAGAUCCGGGGAGUUCGUUCAAAUACGGAUUGGCAUACAUUCUGGACAGUGUGUUGCUGGAGUAGUUGGACUUAAGAUGCCAAGAUAUUGCCUGUUUGGAGACACAGUGAAUACGGCUUCAAGGAUGGAAAGUACUGGAGAAGCUAUGAAAAUACAUAUCUCGUCGGUUACGUACAAUCUGCUGAACAAAAUCGGUGGUUACAGAUUCGAGGACCGUGGCCUAGUCAAGGUCAAAGGAAAGGGCGACAUGCGAACGUUUUGGCUGAUAGGAGAGGAUGAUCAGAAAAGAAUGGAUCGUUUCGGAUCAAAUGAAGCAGUAAAAAAUAUGUCUCUAUCCAUCAUCCCGGAUUUGAUUUGUACGCCUGGCCAAUCUCAACCCGAUCUGCAGUACUCCUCGCGGAAUCCAAUGUACACCUGCAGUAAUCAGGAAUUACCAUUCCAGAAAAUUCACGGCACCUUGGGGUGCUACAUAUGCAGGAAGAGAAAAAUUUACCAAAUGCCGUUGAUUCCGCAUGCUGCGUCGCAAAGCUAUUCGGUUAACGGAGCAGGAGCCGUUGUUGCAGAUGAAUCAGUUUGUACUUGUCGACGACAGCACUGUCUGUUCGAUUACUACAAUGAUAAUCUGAUGACCGUCAGAACCAUUCGGGAGCCGAGAUCGGCACCGCAGAUAACUUUUAUGCAGUAACUGAAGGGACUGAUGAACGAUCACAGCAACGAAAUGGUUUCAUAAAUGUUUUGA
Molecule: messenger RNA, 4094 nt
Organism: Armigeres subalbatus
Lineage: Eukaryota; Metazoa; Arthropoda; Insecta; Diptera; Culicidae
Gene: Gyc32E
Product: guanylate cyclase 32E
Exons: 19
Coding region: 243-4040 (1265 amino acids)
Biological process (GO): receptor guanylyl cyclase signaling pathway; intracellular signal transduction; protein phosphorylation
Cellular component (GO): plasma membrane
Molecular function (GO): adenylate cyclase activity; guanylate cyclase activity; peptide receptor activity
Source: RefSeq, a predicted model, not a curated record